Eruca vesicaria subsp. sativa (arugula) is the source of this 417-nucleotide messenger RNA. NCBI's taxonomy places the organism in Eukaryota, Viridiplantae, Streptophyta, Magnoliopsida, Brassicales, Brassicaceae. The record is from the annotation of a GenBank genome assembly.
AUGAAUUUCCUGUUUAAUACUUCAUUUCUUAUAUCUCUUUUAUGUUUUGGGUCUAGCGAAGCUAGUAUAUGCCCUAAAAACACCUUAGUUUUUCAAAAUAGCCUAAUUCGCGCUCAACGUACUCUUAUAGUCAAUUGCAAAUCUAAAGACAAUGAUCUAGGCGAUCACUAUGUGAAAUUUAAAGAUCCUGCAUAUAAUUUUAGUUUUCAUGAUAAUGUCAUUUUCACUACACAGUUCGACUGUUCCUUGUACUGGGAUCAAGACAAUUUGGCAUUUCAUAAAACGUUUGCAGCAUAUAUAGGUGCUGCCGUUUACAGAUGUGGUGCACUAUAUGUAUGGAACGCACGAGAUGAUGCUAUCUACUUAUCAAAAGACCGUAAGCCUGAAAAAUUCAUGUAUGAUUGGCUUGUACAAUAA